UAUCAAACAACCAUAUGGUCAGAACAUCAGGUUGUCCUUAUCAGUGUUUAUAAUCUCGAAAUUCUUUCGAUGUCGUUAGAAUGAUGUUCGACUUUGAAUGUCAAAUGUGUUUAAACUACAAAAUACGUAAAACUUUACAGGGUCAAAUCCUCUAAAUGCAGCAGUUACCGGUGGCUUACAUUUCAGUAACGUAUCUGAUGAUAAUUAUAACAGUGCUUAACAAAACCAAUAAUGGUAUUCACACAAGUGGUAUCCAUCAAAGACAAAGCACCAGGAACCAAAGUAUACAACUAUGCUGAUUCAUUCUGGUGUACAUAUAUUGUAUCAGUGGUGGCGGCCAGUGUUGCAGAAAUUUUAACUUAUCCAUUGGAUUUGACCAAGACCCGUCUGCAAAUACAAGGUGAAGUGGCUUCUAGCAGUAAACCUACACAGUAUAGAGGCAUGAUAAAAACAGCUAUCGGCAUUGUCAAUGAAGAAGGUGCUCUAAAAUUAUGGCAAGGUGUGACCCCUGCACUUUAUAGACAUGUAGUGUAUUCUGGUAUUAGGAUUGUAUCGUACGAAACCAUGCGAGAUAAAUUAUUAUUAAAAAAUGAAGAUGGAUCAUUUCCAAUUUGGAAAUCAGCCAUAAGCGGAGUCAUGUCUGGUGUAAUUGCUCAGUAUUUUGCUAGUCCAGCUGAUUUGAUCAAAGUUCAAAUACAGAUGGAAGGCAAACGGCGUCUGAUGGGAGAACCUGCUAGAGUGUUAAGUGCAGCACAUGCAUUCAAAAAAAUAGUAUCUGAAAGUGGUGUCCGUGGUUUAUGGAAAGGAUCAAUACCUAAUGUACAACGUGCUGCUCUUGUAAAUCUAGGUGAUUUAACUACUUAUGAUACAGCUAAACAAAUAAUUAUGCACAAAACUGGGUUGCCUGAUUCACAUCUUCUACAUUGCCUUUCAAGCAUUUGUGCUGGAUUAGUAGCGGCUACAUUAGGAACUCCAGCAGAUGUUGUAAAAACACGUGUUAUGAAUCAACCAACUGACAAAAAUGGAAUUGGUUUAAUAUACAAAGGAUCUUUGGAUUGCUUGUUUAAGACUAUUGAAAAUGAAGGGUUUUUUGCUCUUUACAAAGGAUUUUUACCUGUUUGGAUUAGAAUGGCACCUUGGUCAUUAACUUUUUGGAUGAGUUUUGAACAAAUACGCCAUAUGCUUGGUGCUACUGGGUUUUAGAAAUGACAGAGUAUAAACAUUAGAUCUCAUUUUUAUUAUGUUUUUCGUCUUUUACAAUAGUUCUAAAAUAUGUUAAGAUAUUUAUUUUCAAUAUCUAUAUCUUCUGUGAUUGUAUAGAAAGUUUAGAUCAUGAACAUACACACUGCACAUAUUUUUUUUUUUUUUUGUAGAGUAAUGAUUGACUUUCAUAAAAUUUCUAUGAAUUACAUUAUUAAACAAAAUCAAUGAUAAGACAUAACAUUAUAACGGUAUCAUUGAUAAACCAUUUCCGUCAAGUAAUAAAGAAGAAUCUUGAUCAUAUUUCCAUUACUGUAGGUUUAAUUUAAAAUAAAUAAGUUUAACACUCAACUUAUUACUUUUUUUUUAUUAAUUUAACUUGAUUUUUGACUAUUUAACUGUUCUAAAUUGACUAAUUUCAAUAUAUUAAUAUUGCAAUUUCAAAAGUCAAAAUUUUAAAAAGAUAUAAUAUUCACAUACAUUUAGUAACACUUUUGUAACUUAAACCUACAGUAAAAGAAAUAAUGAAUAACAUUUUUCUUUAUUGUGAAUUUAUAUGACGGACAGUUAAUGUCAAUUUAACAACACCUUCAAAAUAAAAUAAUUAAAAAUUGUGUUCUAGCAUCAAAUAUAUAUUAGUAUAUUACUAAAGAGUAAAUUUAUCAUCACUUUUGGCUCAAACAUGUGUCGUUAUUAGUGUUAUUUAUGUUUAAAAAAAUAACUGUUGUAUUGAAAUGUUUAUUAAGUUAAUUAUUUAAUCUAUAUUUAAUAUUUGGCCAAAUACCAAUUAUUCUAUUAUGUUAACUAAAAUGUUUACUAUCCAAAUUUAUCUGUCAAUUUAAUUUACUUAUAAAAUUAUCUUUUGUAUGUACAAAUUAAUAAUACAUAUUACAAAUUAACUAUAUUUUAUAGAAAUUGUAAUACAUUUCUAAAAAAAUGUAUAAGUACUUAUAAAUAAAUACAUUAUACAAUCUA
Molecule: messenger RNA, 2175 nt
Organism: Aphis gossypii (cotton aphid)
Lineage: Eukaryota; Metazoa; Arthropoda; Insecta; Hemiptera; Aphididae
Gene: Ucp4A
Product: mitochondrial uncoupling protein 4
Exons: 7
Coding region: 232-1203 (323 amino acids)
Biological process (GO): response to cold; mitochondrial transport
Cellular component (GO): mitochondrial membrane
Source: RefSeq, a predicted model, not a curated record